AUGAUUCUAGAGAUAUUAUUUGGUAUUAUCAUUUGGUUAACAUUUAUUUAUUUUAAAUCAUCUCUAUUUGGUGGUAAAAAUAAUGAUUAUAAAGUACCAAAUGGACCAUCAUUUAUAGUUUGGUUUAUAAACUAUUUAUAUAAUUAUUAUUAUCCUUCUUCUUCUUCUUCUACUUCUACUUCUAUUUCUUCAUCUUCUUCUUAUUCUUCAUCAUUCUCAGAACAAUCAAGUGAAAGAACAAUAUUAAAAUGGUUUAGAGAUUAUAAUCAAGAUAGUUAUAGUUCAUCAUUUUUUGGUAGAGCAAUGAUCUUUACAAAGAAUGCAGAGAUUUGUAAGAGUGUAUUGACUGCUCCUGUUGGUGAUUAUGAGAAACCACCUGAUAGUUCGGGUGUUUUGAUACGAUUGGCUAGGAAUAGUAUUCUAAUGACUGAAGGAAAGCAAUGGCAAAAACAAAGAGAUAUUAUUGCCUGUGCAUUCUCAAAUACAAAAGUUCGAUCAAUGGAAUCUACAAUGCAAUCAUUUACUCUUGAAACUAUUCAUACAUUAAAACAAAAAGAAGGAAAAGAAGGUCAAAAAAUGACAAUAGAUAUACAUCAAUUAAUGACAACUUUAACAUUUGAUAUUAUUGGUAUUCUGUCAAUCGGUCAAAAGUUUAGUGAUCAUGGUACAACUUCAACAAACUUUCAUUUUAUACUUGAUGAAAUGAUUAGACCCAUUAGAAGAUUAUCUUCUUAUAUUCCUCUACCAAGUGAUAAAGCUUUAAAUCUUUCAAUCAAACAAUUAGAAUUAAUUAUUCAAAAUGAAAUUGAUAAAUCAAAUAAUAAUAAUAAUAAUAAUAAUCAAGAUACUUUAUUAAAUUAUUUAUUAAAUCAUCCUUCAAAUUUAAAUAAUCAAGAGAUAAUGUCAAAUAUAAUGACAUUUCUUUUAGCAGGUCAUGAAACAUCAGCUAAUUUAUUAACAUUUACAUUAUAUUUGUUAUCAGUUCAUCAAGAAAUUCAAAAUGAUUUAUUUAAUUCAAUCAAUAAUAAUAAUAAUAAUAACGAUAAUGAUUUAUUGGAAUGGGUAAUUUUAGAAACAUUAAGAUUAUUCCCACCUGCACCAAUGAUUGGUAGAACUGUUAUGAAUGAUGGUACUGUAUUACCUGGAGAUUGGAAACUAAGAAAAGAUAGUUUAAUUUUAAUUUCAGUCUAUGCUCUACAUCGAAAUGAAAAAGUUUAUCCAUCUCCCAACCAAUUUAAUCCAUAUCGUUGGAAAACUUUAAAUCAAUCAACUUUAAAUUCAAAUUUUAUUCCUUUUAGUUCUGGUUCAAGAAUUUAUUAUUAA
Cavenderia fasciculata is the source of this 1323-nucleotide messenger RNA. RefSeq names its product cytochrome P450 family protein (gene CYP525A1). NCBI's taxonomy places the organism in Eukaryota, Evosea, Eumycetozoa, Acytosteliales, Cavenderiaceae. Gene Ontology annotation, molecular function: iron ion binding; oxidoreductase activity, acting on paired donors, with incorporation or reduction of molecular oxygen; heme binding. The transcript is spliced from 4 exons. The record is from RefSeq and is a predicted model, not a curated record. The coding region runs from base 1 to 1323 and encodes 440 amino acids.